Molecule: messenger RNA, 2904 nt
Organism: Diaporthe amygdali
Lineage: Eukaryota; Fungi; Ascomycota; Sordariomycetes; Diaporthales; Diaporthaceae
Product: DNA mismatch repair protein mutL
Exons: 1
Coding region: 1-2904 (967 amino acids)
Biological process (GO): mismatch repair
Cellular component (GO): MutLalpha complex
Molecular function (GO): ATP-dependent DNA damage sensor activity; ATP hydrolysis activity; ATP binding
Source: RefSeq, a predicted model, not a curated record
AUGCCCAUCGCCGCAUUGCCAGAGACUACUGUGCGUCUCCUUGGCUCUGCCGGAUCCAUUGCCACGCCGGUUGAUGUGGUUAAGGAACUUCUAGACAAUGCAAUUGACGCAGGAGCCACGUCUGUCGAGAUUCUUGUGUCAGCAAACCUCGUCGACAACAUCCAGGUCAGAGACAAUGGGCACGGAAUCCAGCCUGAUGACUACAACUCCCUCGGCCGCCUGGGUCACACGAGUAAGCUGAGGUCCUUCGAAGAGCUACACAACUUCGGUGGAAGCACACUUGGUUUCCGAGGUCAAGCGUUGGCCAGCGCAAACUCCCUAGGACGCGUCACAGUCAUCACGAGGUCUAUCGAAGAUCUAACAGCAGUGAAGCUGACAAUUUCACCUGGCUGCGGCGGCAUCGAGAGCCAACAGCGCGUAUCUGCACCAAUUGGUACCACUGUGUCCGUGACAGGGCUCUUUAAUUCCAUUCCUGUGCGCGAACAAGUUGCUAUAAGGGAGGCACAAAAGAAUCUUGCCAAAACCAAGCAACUAUUGCACGCGUAUGUCUUAGCCAGACCGCUGAUCCGAGUUUCAUUCAAAGUUUUGGGUGGAAAUCUGAAGCAGACUUGGUCUUACUCUCCCCGCCCACAGACCACUGUCAGAGAAGCGGUUGUUCAGGUAUUUGGGACAGGCCUCAUGUCACAAUGUGUGUUCAAGGUAGUGGCUACUGAGAGCGACUACCAUAGGGAGGGAAACGCUCACGAUGGCUCACACUUGACCAUUGAGGCCAUCUUGCCCAAGCCGGACGCAGAUUUGUCCAAGCUUUCAAAGGGCUCUUUCUUUUCUGUCGACUCUCGACCCGUGUCAACUUCGCGCGGUACCAUGAAGAAACUACUGUCAACUUUUAAGAGACACUUUAAAAAGUCCCUCGGUGUGGAUGUUGAAGACAGACGGCUGAGUGACACCUUCAUCUGCUUCAACGUCAAGUGCUCCCCUGGUACUUACGAUCCGAACGUCGAGCCGUCGAAAAGCCAGGUCCUCUUUUCCGACGAGUCCCAGUUAAUGGAAUUAUUUGAGGUGCUAUGUUCGCAAAUCUACCCGACUCAAAAGACAGUGGACGCCUUCGUAACGAUCGAAAAGAGGCCACUCACGGGACAAUCACAAACACGAACACCACCGCCAAGCAGUGAUGGACCUCAAGAAUUCACCGGGCUACCAGAACCUCAUCGAGAUGAGCCGUCGUACAGAGCAUCUGUCCGCCGGCCCCGGACGCCUGAUGCAACUAGCCCUUACACUGUCUUGCGAGGCUCUCUGAAAGCAGUUAUCGCCCCAUCUGAGCAGAUGAAGGAGAAUCGUCAACCGCCAAAGACCCCACUCACGGGGCAACUCCACACAGCCCAGUGGCCAGCAGAACUCUCAGAUCUCAGAACAGUUCGUGGAGGGUCUCAGAGAGGACUGAUGCGCCUGGAGGAUCCAGCCAGCAUAGAGCAGUCACCGACUCUUGGUCAUGAUGGCCCCGCCAUGCGGCUUCGUUCUCCGUCAAGAAAUUGCAAUCCAUAUGCUGCCGACGAAGCCGUAUCACAUCAAGCAAGUUCACGUUGUCAUCAAGGUCGCAAACGAGGAUUCGUCGUGAACAUGUCGGCGGACCCAGACCUGACAUCUGACGAAGAAGCCGAGGCCAGCGCAUCCAGUUCCUGCGACUUGCGAGAAGCAUAUCUACCGCCAGAAGAGCCAGUUGAUAAUUCGAAAGAAGCCCUGAACCCGUGGACAAUCGCAAAGAUGACCGCCCCAGCUCGACAGAGGACCGCUGAUGAUAUCGACGCAGACAGCGCCGGUCGAUGUUUUGUUCAUCCGCAAGAAACAGGUGCACCACCCAUGUCAGAUGAUGCAAUUGAGGAGGAUUUUCCAAUCUUGUGGCCGCAGAGAGGCGCACCUAGGGAUCUUGAUACACCCCAUAUGAUGCGAUUCGCGAAUUCGCACAUCGACCACCUUCAGGCUUCCAAUAUCCAAGAUCCCGACCCAACGACGAUGCUUCAAAAUCCACAGACGAUUUCUCAAGUGGGCCACGAUCUAUCUCAGACACAUUCGCAUACGGGACAGUCGACCGAACGGCGCAAGGUGCCCGAUAUCGAGUCCCAUCGUGACGACCCUGAGGAGGGUCUUGAUCCAGAUGGGCUGGUACAAACUACCUUGUACUUUGAUAAGCUAGAGAAACCAAGAUCGAGGCAAAAACCUCAGGCACAGCUUCACAUUAACGAAGUCCCAACUCGGCGCAAUCCACCAUUCCGAAAGCCAAAGAGAGUCAAGGAACGAGAUCGAGGUGACCGCAAGAAGGAUGCUUGCACUGGCAGCGGUCUUGAAGAAUACCUGCUUGAAUCUCGAAACGAGAACAAAACCUCGAAUGGUCCUGCGAGACGUCGGCGCGACUUCGACUCCCCUAGUUCACAAGAUUUCAUACUUGUGGAUUCUGGGGUCAAUCAUACUAUCAAUCAGGCGGCUGCACAACAGCUAGAUCGUGGGCAUACUGGAGUCAGCCCAUUCGAUGGAGACUCGAGGAAGUACCUGAUGAGAAGGCAGCGCUCAGAGGCAGAACAUAGAAGGAAGGGCCGGCAGUCCAUCAAGAGGACUAAGACUUACAUGUUGCCCUUGGAGACUGUGCCAUCGAGUGAUGGAACCGUGCACCUCAUGCUGAACAUGGAGCCCGACAAUACUGAACUUUGUAAUCCUCCGAAGAGAACGCUUUCAUUGGUCGGAUACCGCCAAAAAGCAAGCUUUGGCGUCUUGAUGAGUUUGGAGGACGUGGAUGACAUUCAGUCAAGAUUGCAGACUGUCAUUUCUGGCUGGACAGAGAGAACAUUUGGGGAGAGAGCGGACAUCGAGUUGAAUCUUCGGAGUGCAGUGAAGAACUUUGCGACCGCCUAG